ACUAAUAAAUUUCUUUGCAUACAUUUGUUUACUAUUUUCACCUCCUUUUCUGCUUAAUUUUGGCCCCGUUCCCACUAAAACAUCACUUUCCCACUUUUUCUAUUUUUACUAACUGCAGUGGAGCAGUAGCCGCGUGAUCUUCGCCACGUUUCAAUGGCCGAAAAUAAAUGCGCUGAGUGUGAUAAACCGGCGGAAUUAAAAUGUUCCGCUUGUAGAUUAGUUUCCUAUUGUUGCAAAGAUCACCAGAAGAAGCAUUGGAAAACGCACAAAACACUAUGUCGACCUUUCGAAAUCAUCUCAACCAAAGAAGCCGGCAAGUGUUUAGUCGCCACACGAGAUCUCAGCCCCGGUGACGUCAUUAUCUCCGAAUUGCCUUUGGUGUAUGGGCCAAGGCCCCAUAUGGUCGAAGAGGGGCCAGUACCAUGUCCAGGCUGUUGCAAAUUGAUUAUUUGCGAAAACUCGCCGAGAUGUCCUGGGUGUGACUUUCCGGUGUGUCACCCGCAUUGUCCAGGAUUGAAAGACAUGGAAAAACAUGGGCAUGAAUGCUUGAUUUUGAGUUUGAGAGAAAUCCGAGCUAUAAAUGGGCUUCACGAUUUUUACAGACAAGACACACUUCUACCACUUCGAUGUUUAUUACUUCAGAAAAAAAAUCCAAAGAAGUUUGCCCAACUGAUGGAAAUGGAAUCACAUUUUGCUAAGCGAGGACCGGAUUCUGAAAUUUAUAAACAAGUCCAAGAACGAACUUUUGACUAUUUAGAUGAUGCUUUCUUUACUCCUCUUAAGGUCCUUCAAACUAGAACCGGGAAGGAAGUGUUGCAAGAUAUGUCAAAAGACACUAUUCACAAAAUAUGUGGCAUUAUCGACGUUAAUGCUCUUGAAAUCAAUCAAGACGCAGAAAUUUCUGCUCUUUACCCUACAGCAUAUUUGAUGGAACAUGAUUGUCUUUGCAACACUGUUCAUAGUUUUGACACCGAAGAAAAUGGCUAUAAAAUUACAGUGAGAGCUGCUUUACCUAUUAAAAAAGGUGACCAUAUUAGUACCAUGUACACCCAUGCACUGUGGGGUACCCAAGCAAGACGCGAGCAUUUAAAAGAAACCAAAUACUUCUCCUGCAUGUGCAAUAGAUGCAAAGACCCGACUGAAAUGGGGAGUUACCUCAGUGCUUUAAGAUGUUUGGGCACUGGAGUUGCCACUUGUGACGGUUAUCAACUUCCAGCUGAUCCAACUGAUGAUAAGACAGAAUGGUUGUGUAAUACAUGUGAUAUCAAACUUACAAAUAACGAAGUUUCGUAUUUAAUUAAUCAAAUUGGAGAAGAAGUCGAUCAUGUCCAGUUGUCUUCACCCACGGUUAAAGAUUUGGAUAAUUUAUUAUCAAAAAUGCUAACUUUCUUGCACCCGAAUCACUACCACGUGUAUUCAGUGAAACAUUCGUUGGUGCAGUUGUAUGGGUACCAACAAGGGUACACUCCUAGUCAAAUCAGUGAUGAUACCGUCUUAAAAAAAGCUGCAAUGUGUCGGGAGUUGUUGGAAGUGACCAAAAAGAUUGAUCCAGGAAACGCCAGGUUACCCUUAUAUUCUAGUGUUGUUUACCAUGAACUGUAUCUUGCUAACAUGAUUAUGAUUAAAAGAAAGUGGGACUUAGGGAUCAAAUCAAAAGUCAAGUCUAUGUUAGCAAUGAUUAAGGAAUGUCAAGAGUGUCUUAGUCAAGCAUCAGAAGUUCUCAAAUACGAAACCACCACUCCAGCUGGUGAUAAACUCUUGAAUUUGAUUGCAUCGUCGAGGAGGGAGUUUCAGAAUUGGAUAGAACGGAAUAAAAUUGAUUUGUCCAAAGAAUGAUUUAAUAAAUUUUAAAUAAAAAAAUUAAAUUUCGAGAAAAGUUAGUUUUUUGCAUAAAAUGUUUAAGAGACAUUAAGGUUACAAAAUAACAGGAGUUCUUAAAU
Tribolium madens (black flour beetle) is the source of this 1940-nucleotide messenger RNA. RefSeq names its product SET domain-containing protein SmydA-8-like. Gene Ontology annotation, molecular function: protein binding. The record is from RefSeq and is a predicted model, not a curated record. The transcript is spliced from 5 exons. NCBI's taxonomy places the organism in Eukaryota, Metazoa, Arthropoda, Insecta, Coleoptera, Tenebrionidae. Bases 154 to 1836 code for a protein of 560 amino acids.